This is a messenger RNA of Symbiodinium natans, 165 nucleotides long. The record is from the annotation of a GenBank genome assembly. Lineage: Eukaryota; Dinophyceae; Suessiales; Symbiodiniaceae.
AUGCAAGCGGGAGGUACGCGUGCAGGGCAUGAAGGUCACCAUCGACGCUGCAGAAGGGAAACCAGGCUGCGGAAACGGCGAGAAGGAGCCGAUUUAUCAAGCCAGGGCUGCUUUGGUCGACCAUCCACUUUGUUCGAAGAGCCCGGAGACAAAGAAGUCGAAUAA